UAGAGCUCGUAUCUCGAGGCCAUGGCCUCUGUUGUCAAGUGCCUGGCGUUGAUUGGUUAACAGGAUGGUAGUCAUUUAUUAAAGGAUGUCCCACUCGAUAUAGUUAAGUUUUGACAGUCAGCUGAGAGACGAAAAGUUUAUCGCAAGCACCAGCACUACCAGUUUCUCAUAGCAAGUCUAGAUCAUCAGGAACAACCUGUUGAGCUAUUCUUCACGUCACUUCAAGCUGUGAUAGAGAGUCAAAAGGGAGAUAGCAAAGUACUUGCAGGAUUUAAAAACCGAGAUGGACACCCUUUCGUCUCACAUAGGCUGUGUUAGUCACAACGGUACCCAGUUACUCUCGCCAGGGGGUCCGUUUUCCGGAGUACCGAAUCACCACUACCACUACCCAGGGUACCAGCCAGCUGCAAAGUGGAUGGAUCGAUCCUGCCUCGGAGAGCCCAGGGCUCCCACAGCCAGGCCUCGGGCUGAGCCCCGAAUCCGUAGACCGAUGAAUGCGUUUAUGGUAUGGGCUAAGUCUGAGAGGAAGCGACUCGCUGACGAGAACCCGGAUGUCCACAAUGCAGACCUUAGCAAAAUGCUGGGGAAGCGCUGGCGCAGUCUUCCUCUAGUAGAAAAGCGACCAUUUGUGGAGGAGGCAGAGCGACUGAGAGUCCUCCAUAUGCAGCAACACCCCGACUACAAGUACAGACCACGAAGGAGGAAGACGCCAAAACGAGCAGUAAAGAGAAUGACGGGUAUACCAGCUUCGAUGGUGACCCCAAAUACGUCAAAUGAUGACAGUUUAGGAAGUAGCUUGCCCGAGGAUUCCGAGUCAUGUUCACCAUCACCUGUGUCAAUGUCUGAACCAUCACUCGACUCCCUCAUGCCAUCUCUAAAUGGAUACAACGAACAAAAGAGCGCCUCUAUUCUGGUAACUAGUGUUUUGAACACACCAGACUCAUCUCCAAGAUCAAGCCCAGAGCUUGGUGAAUCCACUAAAACAUUUGUUGGACAAAACAGCCCAGGUCAUUGUUUAGAGCGUAGUAGCAGACCAUCCCACUUCCAAAAUCAGCACUUCUCCCAGGCUAUUGGUCCUCUUACCCCUGAUAUGUCCCCAAUGGAGCCAAGGGACGAUAUUUUUAAGUUCCCCCCACCUUUCUCGAUGGCGGAAUCGAUCCCGCCUAUAGGAAGCCCCGUUGGAGAGCUACUGAGACGAUUCUCUAGAGCACCCGUGACUGCCAAUAGUCCACCCGCCAGCAGCAACUCCUCUCAAAAUUUGGUAACACUGCGCGCACUCGUCAGUAGCCCCAGUCCAAGCGCAACAUUCCCAUACCUUUAUGGGCGAAGUACCAGCCAAGAACCCCCAACAUUAACCACACCAUCCCCUCCACCAAAAUUAUCACAUCAGGAUCCACCACUUUUAGACGGGAGUUUAAGCCAAUACCAUUCUGGAGAAUCCAAAAUAGGUCGCUUCGCGCAUCCUCCAGAGGAACUGAUUCUUGAACAAUUCUCCCAAGCAGAGGCCUUAGCUGACGUCGAUCGCAGCGAAUUUGAUCAGUACUUGCCUGGAAUUAACGACCAUAGUGUGUCAGGCACACUGACACUAAUGGAGAUCAAAGAGGAACAAGCCGAGAGCUUUACAAUCAAAGAAGAAUUGACUUUUGAUAGUAAUGACUGUGCACUUAGUGAAGAGAAAGGGUGCAUUAAGAACAGUAGUAACAACGAUAAUCAAGUCGUUGUUGGACAAAAUGACAAUUAUAGGCACAGUCAGGUCUAUGAGAAUACAUUGGACACAUCGGGAACGUAUACCUACGAACACAUGGACAGCAAUUCCUGCCUCAUAUCUGCACUCACUGGUGAACAUUCUGCAUUUUACUAAACUAGGACAUUUCUUGGAAAUGUACAAAUAUAAGACAUACUGUAAUCAAACGAACGAGAGAAAUAUCUCUGAAAAUGUGAC
Owenia fusiformis is the source of this 1942-nucleotide messenger RNA. The record is from the annotation of a GenBank genome assembly. NCBI's taxonomy places the organism in Eukaryota, Metazoa, Annelida, Polychaeta, Sabellida, Oweniidae.